GUAAAAAUAGGACGUCAAGUUCAUUCAUGUUUAUUGUAUUUCGGCGCCUAAAAGUUUGAGUGAUAAUAUUUUAAUAAAAUAAAUAUAUUAUUAUGCAAUAAUAAACAAAAACAUCGAAUAAUGGAAGAAGAAAAACUCAUCCGAAGAAAGAAGAAGGCUCUAAACAGCAGCAAUAGACGUGCUUUAGCUGAAGCUUAUAAUGAUUUGGCAUCAUUUUACUAUAAACACAAUCGUUACAGUGAUGCCCUAGAUGAGUAUAAGAGCGAGGCAUCGAUUUACAAAGAUUUAGGAUUACGUUUGGAAUGGGGCACUAGCAACCGUAUGAUUGGAGAGAUGUAUAUGCUGUUAGCGGAAUUUGACAAAGCUCUGAAGUAUGAGGAGCGACAUUUAGCUGUAGCAAAAGAGUUAAAGAAUUUAGUGGAGGAACAGAGAGCUAUGGCUACACUAGGCAGAAUAUAUUUGCUACAAGGUCAAAGUACUACAGAUGAGAGUGAGUCUAGAGUAUCUCUGAGAGCUGCUGAAAAAGCUUUCAUGAAAAGUCUUGUGUUGUGUGAAAAUUUAAAUGGCAAGAUAAAUAAACACGAGCUAAUGGAUAUGAGAGCCCGUCUGCUUCUAAAUAUUGGUGUGGUGCAGGAACACUUAGGAAACCUAGAUAAAGCCUUGGACUGUAUCAACAAAGCCAUAUCAAUAUGCUCCAGCCAGGAUUUGUAUGAAGUUCUGCACAAUUGUUACACUACUGAAGCAUUGUUACAUUGUAAUAAGAAGAAAGAUUAUGCCAAAGCCUUAAGCUGCUUGAAUAAGGCUCUUGAAGUUGCUAGCAGACUUGAAGAUAAGGUUUUAAAGACAUGUGAAACAUUAGCAUCGAAAGCUGAUAUCUUGUGCAAGAUGUCUGACUAUCAGAGUGCUAAGCAGGUUCUGCUCAAAGCUUGGAAAAUGAAGACUCCUGAUGAAGAGGAACAUGAGAUAAUUGAAUCUAAUCUGAGAGUUGUGGCAGCAAUGUGCUAUACAGAAGACCUUCUAGUAUCAACGGACCCGUCCGACCAUAGCACGUUUAAAAAGCAUUAUGAAAAGUUAGGAGAUGGAGCUUGUCAUCUUAAGAACUAUGCAGGGGCAAUCGAGUACUAUUUGAAGAUGUUAGACCAUGCUGAACUGGCUGGCGAAUGCGGGAAGACUUUGAUACCGAUUUAUGUGAGCCUCUAUCAAACAUACAAAGACAUGGGUUCAUACAAUGAAGCACUUGAUUACUAUGAGAAAGAGUAUGAACUGAUCAAAGAUGUGCCAAAAGAGGCAUUCACAACUAUGUACAAUAUUGCAGAGACUUUGUUCCUAGCUAAGAAGCCGUAUGGUCAGAUUGAGAAGGCUUGUUUAGAAGCUAGGAGGGCUGCUCAAGAAUGGAACAAAAGAAAAUACGAAAUCAGAGUACUAAAAAGCUUAUUGAAGUAUCAAGAAGAAUAUGGUGAAACUGACAAAAUGGAGCAGAUCAAAGACGAAUUAAGAGCUCUAGGGUAUGAGAACUUAGAUAACUUGGAGAAUUCUGAAGAUGAACAGAGCUCUGCUGGGGGUGGUGACGAAGAUAUUCAUAUUGGGGAUGAUAUAUGCUUGGAUGACCUUACUGAUUUAUCAGAUACAAACGAAGAAGAAGUGACGGAGACAAAACGUGAGACGCGCAAACGAGGCAAAGGAUUCACAAUCAAAAAGAAUAUGAAAGGAGAAUCCCAGUUACAUGUCGCAGCCAUCUCGGGCAACAAACUAUUAGUGGAGCGCUUAAUAGCUCAAGGCCAUCCAGUGAAUAUUAGGGACAAUGCGGGCUGGUUGCCCUUACACGAGGCCUGCAUACAUGGCCAUACUGAAGUCGUCAAUAUACUCAUCAAUAACGGUGCUAAUGUCAACGAUAGAGGCGGAUCUAAUUGUGAUGGCAUCACACCCCUAUACGACGCAGCAAGCAACGGUCACUUAGAAGUAGUUCAAUUACUGCUAGAAAAAGGCGCGAUAUCAACACUUAAGACAGAUUUUGGCGAAACACCAUUACACGUCCUCCAAAAAUGGCGAACGGGUACCAUAUUAACAAAAGAUGAAGAAACAAUGUACAACAAUAUAUGUAAUAAAAUCCAAAACUCGAUAGACAAAACUAAUUCAGCAGAAUUAUUUAAUAGAUCCAAAUCUAGAACUCCAGUUAAACCUGUGAAAGAUGUUACACCGCCUAGCACCUCUAAAAUGAAGAGUAGGAUCAAUGAACUAGACACACCCGUGUUUAAAAGAAGAAAUAUAAUUGACGAUGACAGUGAUGACGAUUUAGAUCUAUCACAGAACGUAAGGAAUGAAGCCGCAUUCCCAUCUGACGACUCCAACUCAUCUGAUGAUAUCAAAGUUAAAGACAAGAAGAAAUCUAAAGGCGUUAAAGAAUACAGAAGUGCUAUAGAAGCUCUAAGAAACAGGAGCAUCAGUGACGCUCCCGAAGUUGCAGCAAAGAAACCUAAAGUCAAACCAGCGUUACUAGACCCAGAAGAAGUAGACGACGAUUGGCUAGAUGAUGACUUAGGAAUCAAUAAAAAUAAUAAAAAAAGAAAACUAACUGACCCUCUGACUACGGUAGCUAAAAAACCUUCCUACGAAAGCAUAAAAGACAAAAUAGAAGAUUUAAAUAAAAUUACUCAACCUCUUGUUGACAAUAAUAGGUCCAGUGCUAAAAAGAAAUCGAGGAUCAGUGAUGUUAUGGAUGUAAGUGAGAACAGUUCUGACUCAGAUAGUUUUAGGAAUGAAAAUGUUAGACCAAGAGUGACUGCUUCACAAGCUAUGAGAAAUAUCGCUAAGGAACUUAAUGAAACUAAAUCUAGGGAUAGUAGGGAUAAUAUGAAACGUCGGUGGAAACGACAGAGCACGCUGUUAAAAGCUGGCUUUCAAAGGCAGAGAGAAGAUGACGCAAGCAACAGUGGGAGCGAUACAGAAUAUUCUAGAAGGGACAUAAAUAAUAGACUGACUCCAACAGGGACAUUUACUCGAAAGACUUCGGGAGAAAAUUUCGCUUUUAAUUCUAGUACACAUAACGAUGGUUUUAAUAUAAUGCAAGGCAUGAACCCUAAUAUAGUGCAACCAAUGAAUGUAAUACAGCCGAUAAACAUAGUUCAAUCAACUAAGAACGGUCGGCCAGUACAAACCCAGAUCUUGCCGCCGGCCGCGGUCAAAGUACAGGUGGAAGACAAAGUGCUACUAAUAUCGUUGAAGUUGGAUACGAUAAACAAAUUGACAAUCAGCUGGCUGGUUGAAGAAGUCAAAUCUAGAUAUUACAAAUUGACUGGCGUCCGUCCUGUGUUCAGUUUGAUGACGUCAGAUGGUGCUAUACUGUCAGAGGAAGAUCCAUUGAGCUUAGUUCUGUCUUCACCUGAACUUAAGACGUGUAUCACUAACUGGAAGGCUUCUCCCGCCGAAGAACGGUACCUCGAGUGCUGUGAUGCUUUGAGUAUACCUCCCUCUGAAGAAAUUCAGCAAGCAGUCGGUAGGAGUCACACUACGCGACGAAUAGCGUUAGGAGCAAGGACGUUAUCAUCAUCACAAAUAAGACCUUUAUUCAGAGCCCUCACCCAUCAGACACAUAUUACAGCGAUCAUGAUAUCAGACAACAACAUAGGAGACGCGGGCGUCAAAUAUCUAACCGAAUGCUUGUGCACCAUGAAGCAAUUAACUCAUUUAGAUAUAAGCAGAAAUAACAUCACAAGCGAAGGAACAAAACACCUACUAACCAUGUUCGAAAGAACAAACCGACCCGCUUGCACAACCCUAGAAGAACUCGAUAUUAGUAGCAACCCUGUAACAGAUAACGGCUUCAGGAACAUAGCAAAAAUAACUCAAUACGUACGAUUAAAAACGCUAAAAUUAAAUUAUUGUAAUAUAACAGAAAAUGCGAUUAACGAUUCGAUUAAAUCGAGUAUGAAUUUCGAUUGUUUGGAAUCGAUUGAUUUGAGCAAUAAUGAUGUGAAACAGGGUGUUGUUAGUUGUAUAGUGACGUCGUUGAAUCCGAAUGUUUUGGUUGAUCUGGAGUUGGAUAAUGUUGGGGUGGAAGCGAACAUCGUAGGCUGUAUCGCAAGCUUCAUGGAUUCCGCUAAAGACUUGAAAAUAAGAAGAUUCGCAUUGUCGAAUUGCAAAUUGGUUGAUGGAUUAUUUAUGAGGAUAUUUAGGAGCAUCAACCGCGCAAAACACCUUCAAACGAUAACACUGAAGAACAACAAUCUUACCUUCAUCACGCUAAAGAAAUUACUGCAACGGCAACCCCCAGUUCCUCAAAUAAAUCUACAGGGUUGCCAGGACAUAUUUAAAUAUUCUCCCGAUUCUGAUUUUCAAGUUUGGUUGCCAGCUAUCGAUUUUGGUAGAUGUAUACCAGAGAUAAAUGUGACGCCGGUAUCAAAAACGGAUGAAGAAAGGGAAAGCUUUAAGUCUUUUUCUAAGACCUGGUUGAAUUGUUUUAAAGGUAGAGGCAUGAUAGAACAUUGCGAAGGAGGUGUUAUAAAAUUCACAGCUAGAUGAGAUUUAAUUGUAUGUUGUAAGUUAUUAAAAUGAUCAAAUUAAUAACAAUAUGAUAUUAUAAUACUGAAUGAAAUUAUUGUUGCGGUUCACGAAGCGAAGUAUGAAUUUAUUGAUAGACAGCGUACCCGGGCGAGUAGUCUCGAUCAAGUCUACCAAAGUUCAAUAUCAAUAAUCGUUAUCGCUUUAUAAACAAAAUAAAUAUUUCUCAAGGUCGUUUAUAAUUCAAGUUAUCAACAAAUCACAAUCUGUUUGAAUUCUCACGCAGAUUUGUCUCUUUUCUAAAGCGAUAAUGAUUAUCAAUACUGAAUUUAACUAGGGGGGUGUUCGAAACCCCACUCCAAAAACUACCUCAUUGAAUUUUGAAGUUAUUUAUUCUUACCCACUGACUCUUUUUUGAGUGAUUUGCUCGAAGUUGCUAAAACAUUGUGUCCUUUUAAUCCAGAUAGUUUU
Molecule: messenger RNA, 4968 nt
Organism: Spodoptera exigua (beet armyworm)
Lineage: Eukaryota; Metazoa; Arthropoda; Insecta; Lepidoptera; Noctuidae
Source: the annotation of a GenBank genome assembly